CAGAGACUCUGUUUCCAGGACAGACCAGUGAGGCGGCCAGAAGAAGCACCGUUGCUGAAACUUUAUGUGGUAUAAUGCAGUUGUAUGGGGUUCAAACUGCCUCUCCUCCUCAGUAAGAAACAUUACAUAAACCCAUAUUGGGCUUAUUGUUUUCAGAAAUAACAGAAUGGCUGUUACUAUACAUUGUAGAGCUUAAUGUGGUUGCAAAAUGUUAAUAUCGUUUGUCUGUUCUUUAUUCUGAAAUGUAUGAUAUGAAUAAGUUUAUAUGAAGGACAAUGUUCACUACUAUGCAAUGCAGUGUCAGAGUGAAAUGACAUGAACUACCAUGGUAACCAGAGAAUCUCUUUGGGGAUCUCUGAACAUUCUAGAAUACGUAAUGGCCCUUUCAUAGCAUAUCUAGAUAGGCUAAGGAUAACUUGAAGAUGACAACGAUGGGGCUAGGGACAUGAUGGUCCCUAUAAAACACCAGUCUCUGUUGCUACUCCUCCCCCAGACCCUCUCUUUCUCCCUCCUGUCUACCUAUGAGGCCCCUGAAGACAAGGAGGACAUUUUUGCCAGAAGGGCCCGUCCUGCCUUCCUUGUGUUUGACAACACUGCCUACUUGGCUGACAUGACCAUAGAGCUGCCCUGUCACUGUAAGCCUGAGGAGAUCCACUCUGUGGUGCGAUACUACCAGAUACAGCUGGGCAGCCCGGAAACCAGGGACCUCACUGACUUCCAGGGCACCUCUGUGGUAGACUCAUCCAAAGUGGUCCGUGGAGGGCACCUCCGGAGCAGGUUCUCCAUCCGCCUCUUCAGCCUGCUCAUCUUCAGGGCCCAGAAGGAAAACUCGGGCCACUGCCUCUGUGGGAGGACCAAUGGGGGACUUCUUCUAUGCUUAUGAUGUGGACGCCCAAGAGGCUCACAGGGUUCCUUGGAGUUGUGCCCAGAUACGGGGGAGAGUAGCAGAGGUGGCAGCUAGGGCGGCUUCGAGAUCCAACCAGGAUCUUCCACUCUACUGGCCAU
Messenger RNA from Oncorhynchus tshawytscha (Chinook salmon), 1005 nucleotides. RefSeq names its product Ig-like V-type domain-containing protein FAM187A. The record is from RefSeq and is a predicted model, not a curated record. Bases 446 to 883 code for a protein of 145 amino acids. Lineage: Eukaryota; Metazoa; Chordata; Actinopteri; Salmoniformes; Salmonidae. The transcript has a single exon.